This is a messenger RNA of Corythoichthys intestinalis (scribbled pipefish), 1314 nucleotides long. RefSeq names its product oocyte zinc finger protein XlCOF6.1-like. Gene Ontology annotation, biological process: regulation of transcription by RNA polymerase II. The transcript is spliced from 4 exons. Gene Ontology annotation, molecular function: RNA polymerase II cis-regulatory region sequence-specific DNA binding; DNA-binding transcription factor activity, RNA polymerase II-specific. The coding region runs from base 1 to 1314 and encodes 437 amino acids. The record is from RefSeq and is a predicted model, not a curated record. Lineage: Eukaryota; Metazoa; Chordata; Actinopteri; Syngnathiformes; Syngnathidae.
AUGGAUCUGUAUCGCCUGCCAGAGGGUUUCAGAAAAUAUCUUGUUGCUGAGCGGCACAAGCCAGAUUCUUCUGGCUUUAAAGAGGAUGUUGAGCUCUCCCAAAUCAUAGAGGAAGAGGAGCCAGAGCCCUGUCAACAGAAGCAACAUCCAAUUAAAAAUGAGGAGGAAUGGCUGCCAUGUGUUAAAAAAGAGGAAGAGGAGGAACAUAUCACUCGGUCAAGUGGUGAGCCCUGGAAGAGUGAAGAUGGUCCGAGUGAGGCUGGCAGAGGGGCGGAGCCUCCAAGCAGCUGCACCAGCAGUUCAACAGAAGGAUUGCAGGCAGACAUUUUCAUCGCUCCAUCAAACAGAAGUGGUACCACAUCACACUCACCGUACAAUGAUGACAGUCAUAAGAAAUCUCGCAGUGACGACAAACUCUGCAAAUGCUCUCAAUGUGGGAAAACCUUUCCUACCAAGCAAACUUGUGAUGUGCAUAUGAGGAGGCACACUGUCGAAAAGCCUUUUUCCUGCUCAUUAAAAAAACACACAAGAACCCACACUGGCAAAAAACCCUUUUCCUGCUCAGUUUGUGGUCAAAGAUUCAGUCACAAGAGCAACUUAAAACGACACAUAAGAAUCCACACUGGCGAAAAACCUUUUUCCUGCUCAGUUUGUGGUCAAAGAUUCAGUUACAAGAGCAAAUUAAAACGACACAUAAGAAUCCACACUGGCGAAAAACCUUUUUCCUGCUCAGUUUGUGGACAAGAAUUUAGUCGCAAAACCACCUUAAAACUACACAUCAGAACCCACACUGGCGAAAAACCUUUUUCCUGCUCAGUUUGUGGUCAAAGAUUCAGUCACAACAACAACUUAAAACAACACAUAAGAACCCACACUGGCGAAAAGCCUUUUUCCUGCUCAGUUUGUGGUCAAACAUUCAGUCACAAGAGCAACUUAAAACGACACACAAGUACCCACACUGGCGAAAAACCUUUUUCCUGCUCAGUUUGUGAUCAAAGAUUCAGUCAACAGAGCACCUUAAAAAAACACACAAGAACCCACACUGGCGAAAAACCUUUUUCCUGCUCAGUUUGUAGUCAAAGAUUCGCUCAAAAGCAAUACUUAAAAGAACACACAAGAAGUCACACUGGCGAAAAAACUUUUUCCUGCUCAGUUUGUGAUCAUAGAUUUGCUCUAAAGGGAAAUCUAACAAAACACAUCAGAACCCACACCGGAGAAAAACCUUUUUCCUGCUCAGUUUGUGGUCAAAGAUUCGCUCGGAAGGAUCGGAUAAAGAGACAUGUGUGUGUUGGUGUGAGAAGCAGUGGCCAAUGA